UGUAAAUAUUUUAUUACAUGUUAUUUUAUUAAUGUUAAUAAAAUCAAAGAUGAUACUGCAAAAUAUAUUUUGCACUAGAUGAUACACACUCAGUUUUGUAAAGGUUUAAUAUCUGAAAGUGCAUUUUGUAAUAUUAUGGUAUUUAUUUUAAUUGAAUAGAGGAAAUUAAAGUUGUCUAUUUAGUUUAUUUGUUUAGUUAACAGUUUAAGUUACCAAGUUUACUACUUACUAUUACUUAAAACCAUUUACUAGUUAAUUUUCUGGCCUUGUUUGUCUAUUCUAUUAUGUAUAGCAAUGUGCUAUGGUAAUUAUUUAAGUGCUUACAAGGUGCGCUAGUGGCUGAUGUGAUGGUGUAACUUACUUCUCAUUGGUGUGCACUAAAUUGUUAAUGCUCAAGCAGACCUAAAAUAAAUAAUUACUGUUUAUCUGUUUUUGUUACCUCCACUAGUGAUGUGGUAAAGAAUUUAAAUGGAUUGUGAAAAAUUAGAAGAAUAUUCAAAUCAUAUUCAAGAGCUUUGUACUUUAAAUAGCUCAAAAGGAGAAAUAAAUCAUAUACAGUUGCUUUCUUCUCAAAUGGACUCUCUUUUUAUUUCUAAAAAAUUUUCUGAUGUAACUUUUAUUGUGGACAAUCAAAAAUUUUUUUGUCACAGAUUAAUUCUUGCUGCCCGCUGUGAAUAUUUUAGAGCUCUUUUUUAUGGUGGAAUGCGAGAGUCUAACUCAACAUCAGAUAUUGUAAUAUGUGAUACAUCUUCUACAUCAUUUCAAAUGUUGCUGAAUUACAUUUAUUCUGGGUUAGUUGUGUUGAAGACUCUGAAAGAUCAUGAAGUUAUUGAUUUGUUAAAUGCAGCUAACAAAUAUGACUUAUUAGCGUUGCAAAAUGCUGUUGGAUCCUACUUAGAGUCAAUUAUUAGUAUUGAAAAUGUUACUAUUAUAUAUGAUGCAGCAUGUUUAUAUUCAUUAACAUCUUUAAAACAAAAAUGUCUAAUCUUCAUAGAUCAUAAUGCAAUAGAUGUUUUGGCAUCUGAAAAUUUUGUAAGUCUUUCAGAGACUUCUCUAUUGGCUAUAAUUUCAAGAGAUUCUUUUUAUGCACCAGAAAUAAACAUUUUUAAUGCAAUUGUUGACUGGAUAAAAAAUAAUGAACCAAUGUUAGACAAAAAUUCAAUUUUAAAGUAUGUGCGAUUACCAUUAAUAAGUUUACAUGAUUUGUUUCAUGUUGUAAGAAAAUCUAAACUUUUUAAUUCUGAUGCAAUAUUAGAUGCUGUUCAGAUGAAGACAGAAUUGGGUGUCAGUGAUAUGCCUCUACGUGGAUAUUUAGAUUCAGAAACAAAUUUGGCUCAAAAUUGUUUUGGUGCCACAGUUUUAUCAGGAGAAUUCUGUGACACUUUGUUUGAUGGAGAAUUUGCAUGUUAUGAUCUCGAAAGAGGUUUUACAAGGCACCUAAUUUCAGAUGAAAAACAAGGUAUUGUGGUAGCAUUAAGUCGUCCUAGUAUUAUCAACAUGAUUAAACUAUUGUUGUGGGAUAAAGAUCAGCGAUCAUAUUCAUAUAUUAUUGAGGGUUCUCUUGAUAAUCAAAAUUGGAUUCAAAUUGUUGACUAUUCUAUUUAUAUGUGCAGAUCGUGGCAAAAAAUAUGCUUUCCACAAAGAGUAAUAAGGUAUAUUCGUGUUUUGGGAACAAAUAAUUCAGUCAAUAGAUACUUUCAUUUGGUCACUUUUCAAUGCUUCUAUACAAGUGGAUUAACCCAUGUAAAAAAUGGAAUAAUCGUUCCUUCGUGUAAUGUAGCAUCAGUAACUGCAAGUGCUCAAGUUAUAGAAGGUGUGAGUCGAAAUCCAAAUGCACUAAUUGAUGGUAAGACAGAAGCUUAUGAUUGGGAAUAUGGAUAUACUUGCCAUCAUAUUGGAAGUGGUUGCAUCAUUGUUCAACUUUCACAACCUUAUUUGAUUAGUUCAUGCAGAAUGCUUCUUUGGGAUUGUGAUGAUCGUGAUUAUAGUUUCUACAUUGAAGUGUCGCUUGAUUGCAAAAACUGGAAAAUGGUUGUUGAUAAAAGAGAUGUAUUGUGCAAGCGUUGGCAAAAUAUGAUUUUUGAACCUGAGGUUAUAUCAUUUAUCAAAAUUGUAGGAACAAAAAAUUCUGUUAAUGAGGUUUUUCAUGUGGUCCACUUUGAAUGUCCUUCAUCAAUAGAAUGCUUCAAUUUAACUAAAUCAUAAUGAAUUUUAUUUUUGAUAUUUUUAAAUGUUUAAUAAAAAACAUAUGUUUAUAAA
Molecule: messenger RNA, 2259 nt
Organism: Hydra vulgaris (swiftwater hydra)
Lineage: Eukaryota; Metazoa; Cnidaria; Hydrozoa; Anthoathecata; Hydridae
Product: BTB/POZ domain-containing protein 9
Cellular component (GO): cytoplasm
Molecular function (GO): protein binding
Source: RefSeq, a predicted model, not a curated record